Messenger RNA from Didymodactylos carnosus, 516 nucleotides. The record is from the annotation of a GenBank genome assembly. Lineage: Eukaryota; Metazoa; Rotifera; Eurotatoria; Philodinida; Philodinidae.
AUGUUCUACGCUAAAUAUCUGCCUUAUUUUGCUGGUAUACCCUAUCGUGGAAUUCAGAUGUCCGAAGAAAAUAUUGCUACGCUUAUUUCUCUUGUCGAUCAACGGAUCUAUUUUGUUUGUUUUACUUCAACAUCGAAAAAUCUCGUACGUGCCAUGAUGGGCGGAAAUGCUCCGUUCGAAAUUCAAACAAUGACUAAACAAGAACAAGAGGAAUGCCGCCAACAAACAAAUGCUGAUAUAUCUACUGUCUCGCAAUGUCCCGAAGGAGAAGAGGUCAUAUAUGCUUCACUAAUGACAUUUUAUCUGCGAAGCAUUACUUACAGUGAUGAUCCAAAUGAAAGUGCCAACUAUAUAGUCAAGAUACAUGAGCACGGGUCAAGUCUUUUUUUCCAAUUAUUUUCGGAUAAAGGGCGACUGCCUAAUCAUACGCCGUUCCAAAGUGGCACAGAUAUGUGGGAAUCAAAAUAUGAUCAACAUUACUUCGACGUGGGAGAACACCUUCGAUCACCUGUGUGA